Molecule: messenger RNA, 10899 nt
Organism: Acinonyx jubatus (cheetah)
Lineage: Eukaryota; Metazoa; Chordata; Mammalia; Carnivora; Felidae
Gene: ZNF516
Product: zinc finger protein 516
Exons: 6
Coding region: 3228-6683 (1151 amino acids)
Biological process (GO): regulation of DNA-templated transcription
Cellular component (GO): nucleus
Molecular function (GO): DNA-binding transcription factor activity, RNA polymerase II-specific; RNA polymerase II cis-regulatory region sequence-specific DNA binding
Source: RefSeq, a predicted model, not a curated record
GCGCGCACGUGAGAGAGAGCGUGAGGCAGGGGAGGGGCAGAGAGAGAGGGAGAGACACAGAAUCUGAAACAGGCUCCAGGCUCUGAGCUGUCAGCACAGAGCCCGACAUGGGACUUGAACUCAGAAACCACGAGAUCAUGACCUGAGCCAAAGUCGGACGCCCCACCGACUGAGCCGCCAGGUGGCCCGAUCCUGGGAUUUUAUCCUUCGUUUCCUCAGCGUAGCGUAUCACACAGACGUACUUGCGGAUGUUGAGCCAUCCUUGCAUCCCUGGAAUAAAUCCCACUUGAUUGUGGUAUAUGCACCUUUUAACGUAUUGUUGAAUUCACUUUGCUCACGUUUGAUGAGAAUUUUUGGAUCUCUGUGCAUCAAGAAUAUUGGUUUGUAAUUUUCUUUUUUGGUGGGGUCUUCGUCUGAUUUUGAAAUCAGAUCGCUAAAAAUACAUACACCACUGUGUAGGUCCAGUAGUUGUUAACAUUUUGAUAUGUUUUGUCUUUCUCUUUUUCAUAAUCCAUCUCUGAGAUAUUUCAUCAACAUUUCUCAAACCUGAGAAUGUUCUCUUGUCAAACCAACCUAACAAAAGCAAUAACAGUUCUCAAAUAUUCUCUAAUAUUUAGUCUGUAUUAAAGUUUAGUUUUUCCGAAGAGUUUGGGAGCUAGGAUGUGUCUGAACACGUCUGCUGUGGAUGAUUCUAGCUGGUGAAAGACUUUACAGUUGUAUUAACCUUUUGUAAUGGACCUAUAAGAGUGCACUGUGAGUACGUGGGGGUCACUAGUGAUUUCUAAUUCAGUUUCCUAAGCUUCUGUUAUUUUGUCCUUUUGAAUUUAUUAAGCCAAGUACUGUUACUGCCAGGGAGUAGGUAUCUUUUGGGUCUUGCACUGACAUUUCAUUUACUGAUCCAACGAUUAUUGAUAAUAACGUGUAACAUGUUAACCGCUUACCACAUGUUAAACGUUGCGCCUAGAAUGCAUUAAUUUAAACCUCACAAAGUUACUAUAAUAUAGUUAUCAUUAUUAUCCUUUAUAUUUAAAAAGUGAAAUGAACUGGGGAACAGAGACUUUUAGACACUUCCUCAAGGUCACACAGCAGGUCCAAGUGAGUGGCAGAUGUGGGUUUUGAUCUUGGGUCGUCUGGCCUUGAAGCUCACGGGCUAGAAUUCCUCCCACAGCUCUGUGGUGCCCAAAAUGUGUUUGGCUCUGUGCUGGCUUGGGGGACUGAGCCGGGAGAAGGCACACGCUCGCAGAAUAUGCCCUCCAGCACACAAGUGACCAAUUAAAGAAGCGGUAAUUGUAACGUGUCAGAAUGUGUGCUGGGGUCGGCCAGGGCGUGCAGAGAGCUAGGGGAGGGUCAGGUGAGGUGAGAAGGUGGGUUGGGAACUACAUGCGUGAGGCCCAGAAGUAAGUGUGUGCGCAUCUGCCCGGGAACAGAGCACGGGGUCACAGAGGGCGUCCUGGGGACAUGCGUCUGGUGACACGGACGCUCAGGCCCCUGUGGUCCCUGUCUGAGAAUUUGGGCCUCUGUGAGAGCAUGAGUGCUGUGCAGGGCGCGGGUCUGCAUCUGGGAUGUGGACUUGGGCUCGAGUUGGAGGGGUGUGUGGAUUCAGGAGGGAAUCGAACGCGCAGCCGGCAGGACGCCGGGGAUGUCACUGGGUGUUGGUGAGGAGGGGGCUGGAGCCCGGGGCAACCCCAUCGGGUUUCAUGGUUGGAUCCCCGCCAACGGGGGGUCGUGCUCGGCUCUAGAGUUCUGCUGCACCCCUGCGUCCCGGAAGGAGCCUCGACUUCCCUGGAAUACCGCGCCUGCUCUUGUCCACGCGGGUCAUUGCAUCCCUCCCCGCCCUUCCGGAAGCAACUACCUCCCCUGCGGGUGCCCUGCCAGUACAUGGUUUUCUGUGCGUUUCCGACUUCUGGGUUUCUCGAGCCUGCACCUGUUUCUUGUCUUUGAGACGUGAGGCUCCCGCGAGCGGCCUGGCACCUCUCAGACCCCGUUGACCGGGAGGGACUCUGGCGGAGACUGCAGGGUGCAUGGGGGUGCUUCUAGAUUCUUCUGGAUUCUUCUAGAUUCUCCUCCCCUUCCGGCUGCAGGUGUGCAGGGCUCGCUCUUUCGGGAGUCACUGCACGGCAGGGGGACUUAACCCCAGGUUCUCGGCCUGGGGCUCCAGCUUGCUCCCCGAAGCCCCUUUCCUGCAUUGUCUCAGGUGUGACAUGUGCUUCCCGGGACCCUCACUUGGGGACUGAUUUAUUCGUUGAAACGUUUGCCCACAGAGUAAAUUUAUCCCAGACGCAGCGAGUGUGAGCGUGUUGAGAAAGUCACUUCAUCUCAGCCGUGCCGUGCAGGCCCACAGAGUGUGAGGUGCGGCGGCCCUCCGUCCGGCUGUGUGUUUAGGCCUCGUGGUUCACUUACGUGAUUGCUGCCCAUUUUAUUUUCGCAACUUCUGUGCAUUGUCCUCUUAAAUCCUUCCCCGUCUCCGUUACCGUGCGUUUUUGUGUUAUGAAUACCCAAUUUUAUUUUCUUACAUAAACAUUUUACCCUUACCUGUCUGUUUUUUUUUUAAUAAAUGCGAUUCCACUUCUACAAAAUGACAUUUCAAAAAACACAUGAGGCAUUUUUAAAGAGUGGCUUCACACUGUUCUGCAGAGAAACGCACACGCAGUGAGCGAUCCGUUGGAAAUCUAUUUUAAAACCCUAAUCAGCAAGCCGUUUUUGUGCAUAAACAAUUAAAUUACACUCUCGUCUGGCAAGUUCCCAGUGACAGCCUUGGAAAAAGUUUGUAAUACGAUGACAGAACUGAUUCGUUAUGGGCGAAGGAUGUGUUCCAACAGGGCCGCGGUUUAUGCACGCGUGUGGGCCGACAUGUUGUCCUGUGUCCGCCAAAGCACAUACGUGUGUCUGCUUUCACCUCCGCCCCUUCCCUCUUCGUGUCCGCGUUGCUGGAAGACUUUAGUCGCUCUGGUCUGCGUAAAGAGCUCGCGUUUAUCUACACGUGUUGUAACACGAGGUGUCUUGGGGUUAACGCGGUGUCGUGGAGCAGUGAGAACGUCAGAUCCCAUUCGGUGCUCUCUGCCGCCCGCCAUGCUUUCCAGGUAGGAGACGCACAUCGUCCUGGGAGGUGCGUCUCCGCAGCCGGGAAGCCAAGGCCCCGUCGGAAAAUGGAGAGAUAAGACGGCGUCUGGCAGGCCUGUGCGACAGAAAGCCGUGCCCGCCCCUUCCGGGGAGCCCCUGUCGCGGAGAUGGAUCGCAGCCGAGAGGCCGAGGUGGAGCUGAGGAGGGGCUCGAGCCCCGGCAGGGCCAGCAGGAGCCCCGAAGUGGACGGGGACAAGGCCAUGAGCCACAGCUGCUGCAUCUGUGGCAAAAGCUUCCCCUUCCAGAGCUCCCUCUCACAGCACAUGCGCAAGCACACGGGGGAGAAGCCCUACAAGUGUCCCUACUGUGACCACAGGGCCUCGCAGAAGGGCAACCUGAAGAUCCACAUUCGCAGCCACCGCACAGGCACGCUGGUCCAGGGCCACGAGCCGGAGGCUGGCGAGCUGCGGGUGUCUGAGGGCCUGGAUGGGUGCACCAGUCCCACGAAGAGCACCUCCGCCUGCAACAGGAUCCUGAACGGGGCCACCCAGGUGGACAACAGCAAGAUCCUGCUGAGGAGCAGCAAGAAGGAGGCGGAGGGCGCCGCGGGCGCCCCGGGGGAGGGCCAGGCCGCAGCCCAGUGCUCCUUCUGCAAGUGCAAGUUUGAGCACAGGAAGGACCUGGAGAACCACGUGCACCAGGCUCACAAGCCCUUCCGGUGCCGGCUGUGCAGCUACGUGACCCUCCGGGAGGAGUCCCUGCUGAGCCACAUCGAGAAGGACCACAUCACCGCGCAGGUGCCCAGCGGUGCCGAGGCGGACGCGGAGCACGGCAAGCCCGAGCUGACCCCCGGGGAGUUCCCCUGCGAGGUGUGCGGCCAGGCCUUCAGCCAGACCUGGUUCCUGAAGGCUCACAUGAAGAAGCACAGAGGCUCCUUCGACCACGGCUGCCACAUCUGUGGCCGGAGAUUCAAAGAGCCGUGGUUCCUCAAGAACCACAUGAAGGCGCACGGCCCCAAGACGGGGAGCAAGAACAAGCCCAGGAGCGAGCUGGACCCCGUCGCCACCAUCAACAACGUGGUGCAGGAGGAGAUGAUCGUGGCUGGCCUGUCCCUCUACGAAGUCUGCACCAAGUGCGGGAACCUGUUUACAAACCUGGACAGCUUGAACGCGCACAACGCCAUCCACCGCCGGGUGGAGGCCGGUCGGACGCGGGCUCCGGCCGGGGAGGGCGCCGUGGUGCAGGGCGGCUCCCCGGACUCCCAGCAGCUCUUCCUUCAGUGCCUGAACCUGCGGCCCACGGUGGCCGGCGCGCCCGCCCGCGGGCAGGCCGGGCGGCGCGUGGCCGAGCUGGACCCGGUCAACAGCUACCAGGCCUGGCAGCUGGCCACCCGGGGCAAGGUGGCCGAGCCGGCCGAGUACCUCAAGUACGGCGCGUGGGACGAGGCGCUGGCCGGGGACGUGGCCUUCGACAAGGAGCGGCGCGAGUACAUCCUGGUUAGCCAGGAGAAGCGCAAGCGCGAGCCCGAGGCGGGCGCGCAGGGGCCCCCGCGCAAGCGGGCGGGCGCGCCCGGGGACCCCGCGCCCGGGCCCCUGGACGCCCGGCCGGCCGCGCGCCCCAGCCGCCGCGCCGCCGUCCCCGCCGGCCACGGCAAGUCCUCCGAGUGCUUCGAGUGCGGCAAGAUCUUCCGCACCUACCACCAGAUGGUGCUGCACUCCCGGGUGCACCGCCGCGCGCGCAGGGACCGCGACGGCCCCGGGGAGCGCGCGCCCCGUGCGCGCUGCGGCUCGCUCAGCGAGGGCGACUCGGCCUCGCAGCCCAGCAGCCCGGGCUCGGCCUGUGGUGCCGCCGCCGACUCCCCGGGCUCGGGCCUGGCCGACGAGGCUGCGGACGAGAGCGGAGAGGACGGUGCGGUCGACCCUGCUCCAGGGGGAAAGCCUCACCGCUGCUGCUUUUCCGAAGAGGUAGCUUCGACUGUGCUCUCCAACGGAGACCGGACUCACACACCUGGAAGUAAGGCAUCAGAGACACAUAGCGGUGAGCCCGGAGCGGGGAGCGCAGCUUCUGUGUCCGCACUUGGAAACAGGAGCAGAGAUGCCUGCAAGAGAGCAGAGCAGCCGAGGUUUUCUGUGGAUUUAAAGAUGCCCGCGUUUCACCCAAAGCGGGAGGUCCCCACCCCCAGGGACACUGCAGACUUCCCUUCGCUUUCGGACCAGACUUUUCCAGAAGGAGAUCCGCAGCUCUCGUCCGAGAGCCCGGCUCACCACCCGAAAGACAAGCUGUCUGACUUGCACACUAAGGAACACGCUGGGGGCGGACGGAGGGGGCCGGCCGCAGACCUGACCCCGCUGGACCUCAGUGACAGGUCGACCCGGGAUGACCCCGGCCGUAAGGAGCUGGCCUCCUCCCUGCAGGCCGCGCUGGCCGUCCACCCGUGCCCUUACUGCAGCCACAAGACGUACUACCCCGAGGUCCUGUGGAUGCACAAACGUAUCUGGCACAAGGUCAGCUGCAGCUCCGUGACCCCCCAGUGGAUUCCUCCCAACGGUUACAAGAGCAUCAGGAACAACUUGGUUUUCCUUGCCCGGAGCGGACGCACGGGGCCCCCGCCUGCCCUCGGGGGCAAAGAGUGCCAGCCCCUGCCCAUCGCUCGGUUCACACGCACUCAGGUACCGGGAGGGGCGCCGGGGCCCAGAGGCGGUUCCUCGCCCCUGGGCGUGACCACGAAAGCCGCUCACCUGCCUAAGAGCAAGGACGGCCACUCCGGGGGCCCCUGUGCGCUUUGGGUGGCCGGACCCGAAGGGCACCGACAGGCCAGGCCUGGCCACCACGGCCCCGAGCAGCACGGCGCCCCCACGCAGCUGCCCCUGCCCAAGCCCAGGCAGGAGGCCGGCCCCCGGCCGGGGCCCGUGGCGGGCGGCGGUGGCUUCAGCCGAAGCGCCACCCCGACGCCCUCAGUCAUCGCCCGGGCAGGCGCCCAGCCCCCCACCGGCAGCAGGCCGGGGGACAAGUGCGGCAUCCCCCCCGCGGGGGCCGGCCUUGGUCCCCCAAAUAAGCACAGUGCCCCGGACCCCCCGAAAGCCAAAUUCGGCCCUCAGCCUCAGGGCCAGCUGCACGUGAAAGGUGACGGGACCCCCGCUCUACCUCCCCGCGAGCCCCCCUCCAAGGCGGGCCAGGAGCUGCGGCCACCGGCCAGCUGUGGAGCGGGCCCCGGGGGGACCGCGGCCUCGCCGGGCCAGCCCCCGCUGCACACCAGCAAGCAGGAGCCCGCGUCCGACGGCCACGAGAAGCGCCUGGACAUCCUCAAUAUCUUUAAGACGUACAUUCCAAAGGACUUUGCUUCCCUCUACCAGAGCUGGGGUGCCAACGGCCCUGCACUAGAGCACAGAGGGACGCUCCGGACGCAGGCCCGCCAGGGAGACUUCGCGUGCGCGGAGCGUGGGAUGUGCUUCCAGCAGCCCGGUCACCUCAGGGCCCCCACGCGGACCCACACGGUGGUGUUUGCGCCUAACGGUCCCCGAAGUGCUGAAGCCCACGCCCCCUCCGCAGACACCCCCAAACAAGGGAGAGACCGUUCUAACCCAGAUACCGUCCAGACAGUGCCUCUCGGAAAGGGAACCUAAGGACGCGUUUCCAGUGGACCCCGGUGCCCCGUGACCGCCGUGAGCAGUCCCCUGGUGGAUGACCGACAGUGACCCCGACCGCCCCGCCGAGGACAGCCACCGGACUCCCGACCGGACGCCGCACAGCCCGCAGCGGCCGCGCGGCCCUGGAGGCCGACGGGAGGCGCCUGUCCUUGAGCGACCUUGAAGGAUAGACGAGGACGGGCCUCCCUGCAGUGACGCGUGCCUGCUCUCUGCGCACACGUGUGCUGUCCGCCCCAGGCCCGUAUUUUCCUAGACCAGACGGUGGUGGCGGCGGGCACGCUGGGGCACGGGCGUCCGCGUCAGAGACACUGGAGGGGGACUCGUGUGCGCGUGGCAGAGACCGAAGAGGCCGAGCGCCGCGUCGAGGCGGCCGGUGCUCGCGGGGCGGGGGGGACUGGCGGGUGACGCGCGGACGCGCGGUGGCCGAGCGGAGGCCGGCGAAGCCGUGGCGCCGCAGCCUGGCCUUGUCGCGGCGGGUGUUUAAAGUAGUCCGCGGAGGACAGGAAGGAGGUGGCGCCGGGGACGGCGGGGCCCGUGACGAGGGCCUGACUGUCCGGCGGCCUUGGGGGGCCCGUGCGCGUUACCCCGUUGGCUCUUUCCGUCCCUCCCAUCCCUUGUGCUCGGCCAGCCCGCGGAGGAAACACAUCUGUGGGAGGAUGUACGUUCUGCUUCGGCAAAGAGCUAGUUAAACACUAAGAAAAGCAGGCUUCUUUGUUUAUUCUCAGGACCUUUUUGUAACAGGGCUACACUCUGUAAACUGCUCACGAAGGAACUGCCUGUCUUCACGAAUUCUCCAGCCACUGAACCCCCCCCCCCCCCCCCCCCCCCCCCGAUCUACACCCGUUUUAGUGAUGGCAGGAGAAUCCCUGAGCAGCUUUGGGGGCCCUGGUGCUCUGGAACCUUCUUUUCCCCCUCCCUCCCCUUCCCGUCUGUCCCUACACCAGCCCAGCAAGUCGGUGUCUUUUCUUCUUGGGCCCGGGGCCCUCCUCAGGAUGAGUUCCUUCAUUCCCAGAACGUGGAGGUCCCCAGGCCCGUGGGUGGGGGCGGCUUUAUAUACCUCUUCCUCAGUCCCGCAAAUGCAAGUUUUUGUGGUGGGGGUUAAGGCCCGUAACAAAGGAUCUUAAACCGUGCAGUGUAUGCAGUUAAAAUUGUAUUCCACAGAUAUAAAUAUUUUCUUUUCCUGUUACCGUGACACUGUGUGUGAUGGUAAUAUUUCUGAGAGUUUCAGAUUUUUGCACAUAUGAUUUUAUGCAUUAUCAAAAGUUACUGCUGCCUUGAAUGAAAAUGUUCUGUGAAAUUUUUUGCAAAAGCUUUACUAGGUUUUUUUUAAUUGUGAAAUUUUGUAAAGGCAGGAAAUGGAUUAAAAACAAGCAUGCUAAAUAUAUUUUUCAAAAAAGCAAUAAUUUUACAUGUACAGAAAUUAUCCUAACCUUUAAUACUGGUGAGAGCGACAGUUUACUUAAUACAGUAAUGGAUUCGUGCAGUUUUUUGUAGGAAACGGGCUUCUGAUACAAAGAUUUGUUGAAACGCGUGCGCGCGCACAUACACAAACCCUGACGUGUGGUUUUCCUGUUCUGAUGAUUUGUUGAAUUAUUAUAUUAUUAUUAUUGUUGAUGUUGUUAUUAGUUAAUGUUUGGUUCUGGAUUCUACUUGUUAUUGAGUUUAAAUUACUUGACGGUUCAGGUUACCUUGUGACACUUGCAGAUCAUGGAACGUAACUGGCUAGCUCACAUACACACGUGUGUGCACACACACGCGUGUAUACACGUGUAUGUGUAUACAGGUGCACGUGUGUGUGUGUAUAUGUAACUUUCUUACUUAUUUUUUCCUGAUGAUUCUUGCACCAGAAUGAUCUGUUGUGUUGGUGUAAUUGGGAUGUCCAUGCAGAUACCGUUACGCAGCUGGAAUAGACCGUUCUGUAAAGUCGUUUUGAGCAAAGUUGCAGCGACACAUUCCUCUGUUCACCUUGGAAGGCAAAAUGCCUUUUUGUUGACUUAUGUUUGAUCACUUUGAUAGCCUGGGUCCCCAAAGCGAUCAAUUCUGCAUUUCGUUUUCUUGGCUGAACGUGAGCAGUGACGGUUCAGGAAUGCACAGGGGCUAGUGACUCACUCCUGUCUGUCUCUCUGUGUCCUAGUUAUUAAAAGCAACUCUGUUCCCAAAGUGACACGGGAGGAAGUGUCGUGUCCAUUCUUACUGUCCCAGAAGCGGCACGCCGGGGCCCAGCUGGCAUUCGGAGCUGGAGGGACCCUCCCGGGAGCCGGCUUCCCGGGGGCGCCCGGUGGAGAGAGGGGCGCGUGCCUGGGGCCCCGUUGAAGAACGCGCAGCCAAGUCAGCUGACAGAACUGUGCGUGCGUAGAGUGCAGACGUAGGUUUCACGUGACUACACAGACGUCUAGGACCCUCCGAGGAAGCCGCCCUCCAAGGCAGGCGCACCGUUCUCGGGCCUGACUGUGGUUUCUUUCUUCCACUGGUCAUCAGUAUUGUGUUGGUUUGUUAAUGCGUUUAUGUCAGUUUGGCCAUAGUAUUUAAUAUGAUUUGUGUUUUCUUAUUUAUUUAGCCAAUAUGUUUUGAUUCGCUGUUUUUCGAAUGAUAAUUUCCGCAUGAUCUCUCCUGUAGGUCACCUUCUGACUGUUACAGACUUCUACUACCUCUACCGAUCUGCUGUUUCCUUGUUUCUCAACAGGAUUUUUACAGUGUUGGCGUCUAAUGUAACUUAGACAAUAAAGGGUUUGGUUGUCUACACUGCAGCUUCUCGGUGUAUCUCCCCACCCCCGCCUGCGCUCUCGCUGCUCCCGGCGCGGCUCUGUCCGUCUGGCUCUCCUCCUUGCCCUCUCCUGCUCCCCGCUCACGUCUCUUACCCGUUGCUGAACUCAAAUAACACAUAAAUAAUAAUGAGCUUAUAGGCAUCUUUCAGGUUAUUCACUCAUAUUCCUUAAUUUGAAGAAUGAACAUGUAAAUUCUCUGAAAAGUCGGCGGGCAAGCCUCUUCUCUGGAAGACGGUCCCCUCUUGUGCCAUUUCCCUGCCCGGUUUUCGAAGGUCUCUUGGCAUCUCAGACGGAUAUGUUGCACCUUGGUCUAAACACAGUACAAAUGUUCAAGGCAAGUAGAUUUUGCCUUUUCAGUUUUGAAAAGUAUUAAGUGCUUUGAGAGGUCCCUCCGAUAUUGACUCAUUUAGUUUUUAAACCAAGAAAGACACUGGUUUCCUGCAAAGAAGGUACUCUAGGAAGUCACUCUGGCUGAUAAUUAAACGUGGCCGCUGGGUCAGGUCAAGCGAUGUCAAUUUUGACCAGUGUGUCAAGAGCCAUCUUCAGACUUGGCCACUCUGUCACGGGUUAUGUAACGUUCUAGAAACAUCUAUGUAAGGGGACACACACACACACACACACACACACAGAUAUAGUGACUUAGCACUCGGUUAGGAUGGCUGUAGUGUGGAAUGUGGAAGUAACAGGUGUCUCUCUGGUGUUUCCCAGGGAGCUGGCUCAGGGAACUGUUUGUUCUUCCCACUGAGAGAGAGAGAGAGAGAGAGAGAGAGGGAGUAGCUCACAGGGUAAAUACUGCACUUUCUGUGGAAAGUGACAGCGCUUGUCCAUCUGUGCCCGAGGAUACUACACCCCCUGGAUUCUCAUGGCCACGUUCUCCUCACCAGUAGUCCUGCUUCAACGCAAAACAAGCCAUCGCCCGCCAAGCCCUGAGAGGCUUCCGUCAUGUACAGAAAGGAGGGACUGUAUUUGCCCAACUUUACCUUCCCACUUUGCAGACGAAGGAGCGUAUGCUGUUUUACUGCUUUUAACUUUGGCGAGUUCUAAUUGCAGAACGUUUUGUUCACUGAGAGAAAAAAAAAAAAUCACAGGCCAGGACGUGGAGAGGUGGUUUAAGUGCCCUCCAGAGCCCCCCGUGGGCCUGCGUGACGGGACUGAGGGAGGCUGUUCAUUCUUCAUCAACUUCGCUAAUUAGGCUUUGAGGCAGUAAAAUGCAAGAGACCGCAGAAUUUGUAUUUCUUUUUUUAAAUACAAUUUAUAACAUUAUAUUUUGUACUCUUUAUAUUAGAAUUUGUAACUAGAUUGAUGUAUUUAACUCUAUUUCUGAAAAAAAAUAAUUCAGUGUGUCAGUUAUGUGAUAAAAAUAUUUAGAUAAAACAUAUUCAUUCUAUUGGAAUUUGAAAUCAAUAAAAAGAUCUUGGAGUUCUUGA